Molecule: messenger RNA, 2759 nt
Organism: Chrysoperla carnea
Lineage: Eukaryota; Metazoa; Arthropoda; Insecta; Neuroptera; Chrysopidae
Gene: ecd
Product: protein ecdysoneless
Exons: 3
Coding region: 38-1957 (639 amino acids)
Cellular component (GO): nucleus
Source: RefSeq, a predicted model, not a curated record
UAAAUUCUUUCCAUUAUUAACUAAAAAAUAUUUGAAAAUGACUACGGAAAAUACUACAGAAUUUGUUCGUGAAGAUGAUUUCGUUGAGUAUUUCAUAUAUUUUAGUGAAAAUUAUGAACAAGACAAGUUAAUAUCCUAUUUGAACCAGUGCUUAACAAUAGUGGAUAAAUAUUCGAAAAAUUAUUUAUGGCACAAAGAUAAAUUUAAUUUACGUUUAAUAAAUAAAGAUGAAAAUAUUUUAAAUAAGUGUAUUGGCAUUGAGAAAACGGAUGAUUCACGACCUUAUUUAUAUGGUGUUACCCAUUUUGGGGAUAAUAUUGAGGAUGAAUGGUUUAUUGUGUUCUUGUUAUUCCAGUUAAGCCGUGAAAUUAGUGACAUUAUUAUUAGAGUUAUUGAUAAUGAUGGCGAGUUUUUAUUGAUUGAAGCUGCAAAUUCUUUACCUAAUUGGGCCAAUCCUGAAACUUGCGAAAACAGGGUAUACAUUCAUCAAGGAAAAAUUCAUAUAAUCCCAAUAAAAUCAGAAACAGAUAAUCCAGUAACAAUUGAAAUAUCAGAAGCAAUACAAGAAAUUAUUCAAAAUCCACAAGUCACAGAGGCAUCCAACGCAAUCCAAAAACAAAUAAAUACACGAAUUCAAGAUUAUCCAAAAAAUUUAUCAACAAAAUUACAUAAGGCCACUUUAUAUUUACCAAUUGGUGUAGCCGCAAUAUUAAAAGCCAAACCACAACUUGUCGCACCGGCAGUUUUAGCAUUUUGCAAUCGAGAUCAAAUUGAUUUAAAAGCAUGCAGGGCUAUGCGUUAUUUUCCACCAGAAAAUCGUGUUUUGACCAGUGUUAUGUUUACAAAACACUUAUAUGCAAUGCUAAGUCAUAGUAAUUAUGUUCCAGACCGACGUACUGGUUGGAAUCUUCCUCCGUCCAAUAAUCAAUUGUUUAAAGCACAUAAUUUAGGUCUUAGAUUAGCUUGUGGAUUUGAAAUUUUAAUUUCACAAGCAAAAUCUCCUACAGAUUUGGAAUCAGAUCGAAGCUGGCAUAAUUUUAUGAAGAGUUUAAAUAAACAAAAUUAUUUUCGAGAUUUGUUAGAACAUUCGAAAGAGUAUAACGAAUUGUUGGAAAAAGCUAAAGUAUAUUAUAAAGAAAAAUGUGAAACUGCACAUAGUACUCCGUUAAUUGGAAAAGAAAUUUUAGAUUUAAGCAAAACGUUAGAUUUCAAUGAGGAAGAUUUAAAAAUGUUGGAAAAGAAUCUACCCGAAGAAGAUGAUGAUUCUUGGUUGAGUGUAAAUCCUACAGAUAUUGAUAAACUAUUGGAAGAUAGAUAUGGUAAAAAUUUCGAAAAUGGAAAUACGGAUCCUGUGAAUUUAACAAAAAAAUUAUCAGAUUUUAUGAAUCAGAUAUCAAGCUACGAUGGUGCUAUAUUUCCGAGUGAAAGUUCACCACCUUCUCGACCGAAACGAGGUGUGAAAAAUACUAAAAAACCUAAUGAGGGUAGGAAUGAAAGUCCUGCUAAAACUGAUAUGAAAAUUAAUUUCGAUCCAGAUGGUUUUUCGAAUGCAAUUCAAAAUAUUCUAGAUUUAGCAAUUCCUGAUGAUAGUUGGGAUUUAGAAUCAGGCUCAGAAAUGAGUGAAUACGAUAAUGAAACAGAAAAUAUGUCAUUGGAUGAACAAAUGGGUGAAGUUGAUGUAAACAUUAAAAAAUAUAUGGAUGCUAUGGACAAAGAGUUGGCAUCGACUACUAUUGGUCAAAGUUUUGAAAAGAAACGAAAUGGUAACGUUGCAGCUAUUGCAGAAAGUGAUAAUUUUGAUGAUAUUGAAAGUUUUAAACCGAUUGAUAUUGAUCGAAAUGCAUUAAAAAAUAUACUAAAAAGUUGGGAAUCACAAUUAGGUGAUGCAGGUCCAGCUGAAAAUUUGUUAGGUCCUAUGGGUAUUAAACUAGAUGAUUUAAAUAUUGAUGAUGAUUAAAAAUAUACGAAGUGUAGAGAGUGUCGUGAUUGGUAUUCUAUUUAUUGUGGUUAAAAUAAUUCAAGACGUUUGCAGACUACAGUCUACAUGCAGAGAGCGAUUUGUCGUGACGAACUACGGCUUUUUUAGUCUAAGUGGGUGAUCUACGCAAUCGCCUUCAAUCACCUUUCUAACUAAAAAAAAUUUCAUCUCGUAAACAUACAAAAUAUCUACCUAUUACUUUUUAUUAUUGGUCUAGGUUAGAUCUCUCAUCCCUAAAACGAACUUUGAUCUCAACCCGCUUCGUUGCCACAGAUCGCAUUCUACAUGUCACCGUAGAGCUUAAAUAUUUUUGAUAUCCAAAUGAUGGAAAGCCGAGAGAAAUUGCUGAACUAAUCAAACUCAAAAUUUUAUUUUUAAUCAAUAAAAAAAAAGCGAUUUUCGGCAGCAUAACAAAAUUUUAAUUUUCAAAGUAUAAGUUCAUUGUUCUACCCUAAAGGAUGAUUUAUUUAUUACCACAAUAUGUGCGCAUCUAGCUUGAUUACGCACCGCGGCUGAAUGUAAAGAUUUGAGAUCAAUUUAACCACUUUAAUAAGGAUACUUUUGUCUAAAAUAUAAAUUGUUAUUUUAAUCGUAUGCAUAUCGACAAAAUAAAUUGCAGAUUCAAUAUUUUUCAUCGUGAGAAAAAGUAUAUUUUAUGUUUUGUAUAGAUAGAAUUGUUUAAACCUCGUUUGAAAAUAUCCUCGUUGGGAGUGUUGGAAUUAUAAAUCGAUCCACUUAAUAUUUUUGUGCUCAAAUUUUAAAACUUUUUUUUAAGAAUCGU